AAGCGCGAGAUAGAAACUUGAGCGCGGAGGAGCAGCUGUGAUACUGUUGAGCUCCGCUGCUGUUUUUAUAUUAUAAAGUGUCUUGUAUUUGAUCGACAUUCUUAAUAACAUCACAGAUGUUUUUGUCGUAGUGUGUCUGGAGCACCACAUCCUUUUAAAGAUCUGUUUUAUUAGCGCAAUUGAUAAACACACGGGGAAAUGUCGUGGUGGGCGCGCGGCGAGGAUGAAGAGGAGGCCAUGUGUCAAGACACAGAUUCAGAUGUGGCUGACCAAAAGGAUUGUGGGAAAGUGAAAAUCAAGUGGACACAAGAGGAGGACGAUAAGCUGCGAAAACUGGUUCUGAGGGUCGAACCAAAUGAUUGGAAAUACAUUGCAAGCUUUUUACCUAAUCGUUCAGAGCAUCAGUGUCAGCAUCGCUGGUUCAAAGUAUUGGAUCCAGAUCUUGUCAAAGGACCUUGGACUAGAGAAGAGGACGAGAAGGUGAUUGAACUGGUGAAAAAGUAUGGCAACAAGCAGUGGGCGAUGGUGGCCAAGCACCUGAAGGGUCGUCUUGGAAAGCAAUGCAGAGAACGCUGGCACAACCACCUCAAUCCAGACGUGAAGAAGUCCUCCUGGACUCCAGAAGAAGAUCUCAUCAUCUUCAAGGCCCACUGUGUGCUGGGCAACCGCUGGGCGGAGAUUGCCAAACUACUUCCUGGAAGAACGGACAACGCUGUUAAAAACCACUGGAACUCUACCAUUAAGCGUAAAGUUGAAACAGGUUAUUAUACUGGGGUGGACCCAACACUUCAUAUGAUCCAUCAAACGGAGAAUGAAGAGAUGGUAUCUGAAGAGACCAGUCAAGAACAGGUGGAGCUCUCUUAUGAUGGAUCCACUGAGGGAAUUCCAAUCCAGAUAAUAAAGAGGGAUCCUGAUGUACAUGAGAAAGCAAGCACCGCUCCUACCAAAACUGCAUCUCCCAAGACACCCAAAGCUCAAAAAAACCCUGGAAGUGAAGCUGAUACGUCUGGAGACCCUAACGUGUCCACCUGGGUCAUGGACAGCUCGGGUUUCCUCUCACCCUCGGCCGCCCCUACACUAAAGGAGGUGAUGGAACUUAUGGAUGGGGAUCUUGAAGGCUGGUGUACGAUGUCAGACUUUGACCUGCCGGAGGAGAGUCAGAGUUCCGAGCUUCUGCAGUUUCGUCUGGAGGGAAGCACCCUGCAGGAGCUCAGCAAGGGCAGUAAAGGGGAGCUCAUCCCCAUCUCACCGGGCGGAGCCACACCUCCGUCGAUCUUGAGUCGACGCAGUCGUCGGCGAAUCGCUCUUUCCCCGGACCCCAACGACUCAAUGACCCCAAAAAGCACACCAGUGAAGAUCCUGCCCUUCUCUCCUUCACAGUUCCUUAAUAUGUGGACCAAGCAGGACACUCUAGACCUGGAGAAUCCUUCACUUACAUCCACUCCUGUGUGCAGUCAGAAAGCCAUGGUCACGACCCCUCUUCACCGUGAUAAAACCCCACUCACUCAGAAGGAAAACUCUCUGUUUAUCACGCCAAAUCACAAGUCUUACCUGGACACAACACCACGCACGCCCACGCCCUUUAAAAACGCAAUGGAGAAAUACGGCCCCUUACGGCCACUGCCUCAGACCCCAAAUUUGGAGGAGGACCUUAAAGAAGUGUUGCGCAGUGAGGCGGGGAUCGAGCUGAUAGUAGAGGAUGGGACUCCUACUGGAAAAAAACGUAAACAAAUGCAUCGGCCUCCUAUGAAGAAAGUGCGUAAAUCUUUGGCUCUAGAUGUCAUUGACUGCAGCGAAAGCAUUAUUGCUCGUAAACACCAAUGUAGACCCUCGGUACAAGAGAUUCAAAAGGCUCGAGUAGCACGGUCACUUCCUCUCGUAAAGAAAGAGGAGAACCUUCUGGAUCAAGGAUUUAUUCUUGGACCCAAUGAGAGCGGGCCGACCAACACAUGCGUGUCUGCAGAAUUAAAAUCAGUUUCUCCUUUGCCUAUGUCUCCAGCCUGGGAAACUGUUGUAUGUGGCCGGACAAAAGACCAGUUAAUCAUGACGGAGAAAGCCAGACGUUACCUUCGCUCUUUAAAGUGUCACGCCCCAAGCCGAGCCCUCAUUCUUUCCUGAUCCGACGCUGACAUCUAAGCAUGAAGCUUCCUUAAACAUCAUUCCAAAAAAUAAUGUGGAAACUUUGAGUUUACUUAAAUGUAAAUGUCACAUAGUAUUCGUUGAAGAAACGAUUGUUCCGGGCUUGCAUUGAUAAGACACUUUAACGCUGAAAAUGCUCUUAUUUGAUUUUCUAUGGCAUAUUCCCACGUACAGAAAUCAAUCCUUCCUUGAACCCUGUGUGUGAUCAGUGUCUCGAAAGUAUGUAUUGAUAACAUGAAUGACAGCAAUCAUACACACAGAUAUUUUAAUGCCACUGUUCAGUGGCAUGUGUGUCCAGAUGAGAGUAAUCAAGUUGAGCGUUGUUUGUCUUAAAAUUUCCUGUAAGAAUAAGGCAUUUUUCAGCUCAUGUGGUGAACUUGCUGUAUAUACAGUGUGUGUAUAUUAAAUGUGGUAGACAUUUUCCUGCUUGUCUUGAAUUCAGAAGUGUCGUUUAGUAAAUAUUACUUUGCAUCUUUCCAAAAACAAGUUUUAGAAUCAGAAGUCAUGUGAAACUGGUGCUUUAUUACAUUGUGCACAUAAACAUGUUGAUGUUUUUCUUAAUGGUGUUAAUGACAAAAGUAUUCAUACGCAAUAAAAGAUCAGUAAAACGGCUGCCAACUGUCAAAUCAACCGUUUCAGGUGUCGUCCUUGUCUAAAAGAUAGUUUUAUCUAGGUUAUUUUAAUGAACCAACUUCUGUGAAUAGUUUGCACAUUCAAAUAGCAGAUAUAGAUGAAAACCUUAGUACAGCCUCAUAAAUCACAAAGAGUGACUCUAGGAAAUAACUACUUGCUCACAGUAAAACUGUUCUGGGUUGGGUUGCACCAGCCAUUCUUAAGUUCUUUCAUAAAUGAGAACGUAAAGUUUACACUAGAGGCUUUGUAACUAACUCUGUUAUUCGGUUGCACCAUUUGGUCUUCAGGCAGAAGGUAGCUAGUAGUUCAUAAGUGCUCCGUAAAUUAAUGUGUAGUUGCAUAUGACAUUUACGUUUAAUAUUCCAAUAGCAGCCUUUAAAUUCCUGAGAAAAAGUCAAAAGUUGUGUUGAAGUGUUGUGUAUUUCAAAACGUUCUUUAUGUAAACUUGUUUUACCUCACAUAAUUACGGUAGAAUAAGUUUUUUAUUAAAUACAAUAUAUAAAUGCUACCUAAUCAUGAAUAACAUAAUAGGUAUUUUAAUAAAUAUUUUAGGUUGAACAAAGUGAAAAAAUAAAUGCAGAUUAAAAAUAUUUUUUUUUACUCAACAUUCUUCAAAACUUAAUCACAUAAGUGACAAUACUGACAUUUACAGUCACUUACCUUUUUAAAUAGAGAACAUUAUGUGAUAACAUUUAUGAUUUUUGACGAUUCUAACAAGAACCGUCUUAGCGGUUGUGUGUAGUGUGUGUGUAUUUACCUGUGUUGUGCACAAACAAAAUCAUUUUUAUAUUUUAUUUGCGGUUGGCAGUAAAAUAAAAUCACUCAUAUUGCACGUCAUUUAUUAUUGCGUGAUUUAGGCUGUACUGUUUUUAAUCAGCAUUUGUUUAUGAAUCUAACUUGAAAUAUUCAUGAUAGGUAGUAUUCUAUGUAAUCAUUUUUCUAACGUUAUUAUGUGAGGUAAAAUACAUCUAAAUCAGGAAUGUUUUGAAAUUCACAACAUUUCAAUACAGCUUUUCUCACGAAUUUAAAGGCUUGGAGUGGACUAUUAAAGGUAAACGUCAUAUUAUGGGACUACACAGAACUUUAUUGAGCGCUUACGAACUACUAGCUACGUUCUGCCUUAAGACCAAAUGGUGCAACCGAAUAACAUACAGAGUUAGUUACAAACUAGCUAGUAGUUACUCAGCCACUAGUGCAGUGGUCUCCAAAGUGGUGCCCGCGGGUAGAACUCUGUAUGGUGCCCGCCAAACACAGGGAUCAACAAUAAUGCUCAGGAUAGUUGAUAAAUCUGUGCUUAUAGGGAUCGGCCAAGUACUAAAUCAUCAUGAAAUGUUAUUAGCACGUGUUGUGAGUUUAUAUAUUCAAGUGCAAAAUUAUGUGAAAGAAAAAAUAAUUUGGUCCUGUGAGCCUAAAAAUAAUGCAUCACAUGCAUCAAAGUAUUUUAUAAGCUAGUAGCCCCCUAGAUGAUUUUAUAUCUUCAGGUAGCCAUCUCUUAAAAAAAGGUUGGAGACCCCUGCUCUAGUUUGAACUUUAUAAGAAUAACUUAUGAAUGUCUGGUUCGACCCUACCCAGGUGUAUU
Messenger RNA from Triplophysa dalaica, 4351 nucleotides. It is a transcript of the gene mybl2b, whose product is annotated as v-myb avian myeloblastosis viral oncogene homolog-like 2b. The transcript has 15 exons. The record is from RefSeq and is a predicted model, not a curated record. Gene Ontology annotation, molecular function: RNA polymerase II cis-regulatory region sequence-specific DNA binding; DNA-binding transcription factor activity, RNA polymerase II-specific. Gene Ontology annotation, cellular component: nucleus. Bases 199 to 2118 code for a protein of 639 amino acids. Gene Ontology annotation, biological process: regulation of DNA-templated transcription. NCBI's taxonomy places the organism in Eukaryota, Metazoa, Chordata, Actinopteri, Cypriniformes, Nemacheilidae.